GGUCCACAGUCAAAAUGCGACAGGAAGGGCAAGGUGCUUCAAGAUACCUACACUUGGACUUAGCAGACAGAUUUUGGACCCUUUCAAAAGGGAAAACUGACAAACAAAUAGAAAAUGGUGGAACUUUGUGCGCAUCGAUGGACAAUCACAGCUGUCGUUCUUGCUUGCCUCACUCUGAUCGGAAGCCUGCUUAUCCAUGGAUUGCAAUGGCCUUCAUUAGUGGCCUUCAGAGCCCAAAUGCCAGACCCCAAACCAGUAGACAUCACUAACAUCACUACCAUAGUGUUAUGGUACUGGCCCUUUGGCCAAACAGCUGCCUUGAAGGGCAAUGUGUGCAGUGAGAGGUUCGGCAUACCCAACUGUAUUUUGGUAGAUGAUCAGUCCUUGUUCUCUCGGGCAGAUUUUGUGAUUUUCCACAACCGUGAGCUGAUCAAUGGCCAACAAAGACUGCCUGUGCACCUCUCCCGACCACAGAAGCAGAGGUGGGUGUGGUAUUCACUGGAAAGCCCAGUACAUAAUGGGAAUCUGAGGCCUUUUGCUGGACACUUUAACUGCACCAUGUCUUACCGCCAUGAUGCAGACAUUCAUGGACCAUAUGGCAGGUUGGUACCACAGGACUUUGGAACUGGAUUGACAGUGGAGGAUUUCAUACCAAAGGACAAGUCUUCGCUGGCAUGUUGGGUUGUGAGCAACUAUGCCCCCCACCAUAAGAGAACUGAAGUAUACAAUAAACUGAAAACAAUUAUACCAGUAGACGUGUAUGGCGGAGCAGUAAAUAGGCGUCUAGAUGAUAAGACUCUGAGAUCCACAAUCUCUCGUUGCUACUUCUACCUGUCUUUUGAGAACUCCAUAUCCAGAGACUACAUCACAGAGAAGUUUUGGUAUAAUGCCCUCGUGGGUGGAGCUGUGCCUGUAGUUUUAGGUCCACGGCGGGAACAGUAUGAGGCAGUGGCACCGAAAGAUUCCUUCAUCCAUGUGGACGACUUCAGAUCAUUAGAGGAGCUUGGAGAAUUCCUUAGGAAACUGGCUAAGGAUAAGCAGCGCUAUGCCUCAUAUUUCAACUGGCGACUGAAGUACACAGUAGAAUAUUUUAAGGAUUGGAGAGAGGAAUUCUGUAGAAUCUGCCCCAAAGUCAGCAGCUUACAAACGCAGAAAGUGUACAACGAUUUAGAUGCUUGGGAAAGGAAAUAAAGCAGAAGGUAAGCAAGACAUCAACAUCAUAUUUUAUUCGUAUUAUUUAAUUCCAACCUGUGACUUUCUGUGCCAUCCUUGCACAAGGGGAUCGAAUUCAGAUUUGUGAAAAAAACACUCUUCCAGUUUUGGCUAAUGAUGCUGAUGUGUCCAGAUUUUAUAUUAGAUUUCAUAUUUAGAUGUUAUCUUCAUUGCUGAGAAUGCGGUAGGGGGAGGCAGCUCAGACUGAGAACAAAACGUGAUUGGAUAAAAUCCGUUCUCUCCCCUCAUUGUAUGUUCACAUGCUGUCAAAUGUUAUACUUGAAUUUAAUGGGAGGAGGAAGCGAUAGGGGAAGAUAGGACAGACAGGUAGGUCAUUACCAGUAAAAAGGAAAUUAAGUAGAAUAUUAUUCAUGAAUGCAUUAUUUUUUAAUUAUUUUGAAAAUGGUUAGGUUUUCAGAGAAAGCUGUGUAUAUAUAUUUAU
Molecule: messenger RNA, 1654 nt
Organism: Clupea harengus (Atlantic herring)
Lineage: Eukaryota; Metazoa; Chordata; Actinopteri; Clupeiformes; Clupeidae
Product: alpha-(1,3)-fucosyltransferase 7-like
Exons: 2
Coding region: 115-1191 (358 amino acids)
Source: RefSeq, a predicted model, not a curated record